Pochonia chlamydosporia 170 is the source of this 1764-nucleotide messenger RNA. RefSeq names its product carboxylesterase family protein. The transcript is spliced from 6 exons. The record is from RefSeq and is a predicted model, not a curated record. The coding region runs from base 1 to 1764 and encodes 587 amino acids. NCBI's taxonomy places the organism in Eukaryota, Fungi, Ascomycota, Sordariomycetes, Hypocreales, Clavicipitaceae.
AUGAAGCAUAUUCUGUACCUCUGUUUUGCUGGGCUAGUUGUUGGUGACCGUAUCAGAUACGGCGACGACGUGCCUGUCAUUACAGUAAAAAAUGGGUCGUAUGCCGGCAUUUUCACCCCAAGAUAUCACCAAGACUUCUUUUUGGGGAUUCCCUAUGCAAAGCCAGCCCAACGGUUUAGUGUAGCUGAACGCCUUAACCACAGCUGGAAUGAGACACGUCCAGCCGCAGCCUACCCACCUCAUUGCUACGGCUAUGGGCCGGAUAACAUUGGGUAUGAGAUGUCAGAAGACUGCCUGUAUCUCAACGUUGUUCGCCCUAGCAAAAUAUCAAAAGACGCUCAGCUGCCCGUCGCAAUUUGGAUUCAUGGUGGAGGUCUAUACAUGGGUGGCUCAGCUGACAGACGAUAUAACCUCUCUUUUGUUGUUGAGCAAAGUGCACAGAUGGGGAAGCCCAUCAUUGGUGUUAGUCUCAACUACCGACUCGUGGCAUUUGGAUUUCUAGGGGGCGAGGAGGCGCAAGCUGCUGGGGCAACCAACAUUGGAUUUCGCGACCAGAGGCUUGCAAUUGAAUGGAUCCAUGAGAAUAUUAGGGCGUUCGGUGGUUCGCCUGAGAAGAUCACCAUCUGGGGCGAGAGCUCAGGGACUGAGAGCGUCACGGCCCAGGUUUUUGCAUAUAAUGGGCAGCAUAAUGGUCUUUUCAGAGGUGCCAUUGGCCAAUCCGGAUUCGGUGGAAUUAUCCCGCGACUUCCUGGAGGAUACAAUGCCACCGCCCUGCAACAGGAACAUUUUGACAACUUAGUUCGCAAUGUCUCGACUUGUGCUUCCACUGUUGGCACCCCACACGCUUUGGAGUGCCUGCGUAACGCUGACUUCAGAGAUAUCAAUGCAACCUUGUCGCAGAUGCCGGCAUUGACCUGGUCACCUGUCUUAGAUGGUGAUUUUCUUGCAGACUACAGUGCCAAUCAGGUGUCGAAUGGAAGAUUUGCCCGAGUUCCCAUCCUAAUUGGGGCGAACUCUGAUGAAGGUACAGGGUUCGGGUCUGGCAAAGGGCCAGACGGCGGGUCAUUCAAUACGGACGACGAUAUUCGCGGAGCAAUUCAGAAUUUCAUUUCUCCAACGGCUGGCAUAAAAACCGGCAAAUCCGUUGAUGACCUUUUGGACCAAGCCCUUUACCUCUAUCCUAAUAUUCAAUCUGCGGGAAUCCCAACUUUAAAAACAUGGCCACAUGUUUUGCAGCCAAACGAUAAUUUUACGCAAUCGCUUGGUCUACAGUAUCGACGAGGCAAUGCAUUUUUUGGUGAUGUAUACAUGCACUACCUACGCCGAAGGGCAAAUUUAGCAUGGUCCCGGUACGGGCUUCCGUCGUUUGUCUAUCGCUUCGAUGUAACUGUAAAUGGAAAGCCUGAGUUUACCGGGGCCACUCAUUUUCAAGAGGUCGCUUUUGUAUUUUACAAUAUUAAUGGAGAUGCUUACACGGUAAAUCCCUUUGGCGGUGAUGAUCAUGCAUAUUCUAGGAAAGCUCGAGCUCUUGCCAAAGAAAUUUCAUCUAUGUGGAUCAACUUCAUUGUUGACCAGAAUCCCAACGGGUAUCAACAUCAGAGCUGCGAGAGUGAUAGGUGGCCCACGUUCGACCCUACAGAUGGCGGAGGCGCGGGACGUGGUAUUGUCUUCGAGCUGGACCAUUUGUCGGUUGAAUUAGAUGAUUGGAGAGCAGAGGGUAUAAAUUGGUUAAUUCAAAACGACCUUGCGCUCAUCGGGAACUAA